Laetiporus sulphureus 93-53 is the source of this 1185-nucleotide messenger RNA. Its product is annotated as F-actin capping protein, alpha subunit. The coding region runs from base 83 to 985 and encodes 300 amino acids. Gene Ontology annotation, cellular component: actin cortical patch; F-actin capping protein complex. The record is from RefSeq and is a predicted model, not a curated record. The transcript has 8 exons. NCBI's taxonomy places the organism in Eukaryota, Fungi, Basidiomycota, Agaricomycetes, Polyporales, Laetiporaceae. Gene Ontology annotation, molecular function: actin filament binding. Gene Ontology annotation, biological process: actin cytoskeleton organization; barbed-end actin filament capping.
CGUCGACACGGUCACGAUAGCGUGUUUAUCCAGCAUCCAUCUCCUCCGGCCAGCAUCUCCAUCAUCGAACAAUCUGCCUAGCAUGGACGCCGAAGAACGCCUGCAAGCUGCCUCGAAAUUCCUCCUUCAGUCGCCGCCCGGCGAGAUCAACGACGUGCUGAACGAUGUGCGCAAUAUCAUCUCGGACGACGAAUCGCUACAGGCUGGGGUGCUGCCUGCUCUGCGGGAGUAUAACCUUGCGCAGUUCAUGACGGCUGAUGUGCCGGGGCACAAUCAUCAGUCGAUUAUAAGUGAGGCUGCGAGGGUGAGCAGGUUGAGCGCGGAGGGGGAGGACGAGGGGGAGGACGAGGAAAUAGAUAGGUUCUGGGAUCCACGCUCGAGGACGAGCUUCCGUUUCGACCAUCUCAGUCUUGAAACAUCAGAACCCGAACCAGUGGAGCCUGACGCCGAAUCAGAGCCCUUCCGAGUGGCGUUGGAAGCAUCGUUGCUAACGUAUCUCGCUGCACACUUUAACGAUGGAGUGGCGAGCGUGUUCAGCACACCAGGAUCUGCGACGCGGUUCUGCAUCCAGAUCGUCGCGAACAAGUACAAUCCCUCUAACUACUGGUCAGGCCGAUGGCGUUCUGAAUACGUAGUGGACCUUGAAGAGCGGAAGCUCACGGGCAAACUCCUUGUGAAUGUGCACUAUUAUGAGCAAGGCAACGUGCAACUUGAGACAACGCACUCUGUCGACCUUUCCCUGCCCCCUGCGAUCACAUUGGACGCAGGUGCAUCAUCUGCAUCGAAGAUUCUCGCACUGAUCGAAGCCGAAGAGGGGAAAUACCAAACUAUCCUGAAUGAUAUGUAUGCGGACAUGAGCGAGAAGACAUUCAAGGGCCUUCGAAGAGCGCUACCGAUGACGCGUUCGAAGCUGGACUGGGAUAGGGUUUUGGGUUACAAGCUGGGUGCAGAGCUCUCAUCGAAUAAAACUGUGUUCGGCUCGUGAUAAAUGGAUAGCAGCGGGUCGGGCGGCGGGCUAGAAUUAAGGGCAGCGGACUGCACUGUAUAUUAUUGCAAGCCUACAUGUCUGAGUUUACACGUCACAAGUGAUGAUCGGACCAAUUUCUUGUGAUGGGGCAGUAUCUAUGUCCUAUUUUGUCGUAGAAACUUCAGUGUCGCAGUGUCUGGACCAUGAAGAGGGGGAUU